AUGGCUGCUAGGCUUCCAUACGAAUGUCUUGAACUCAUUGUCGACAAUAUUCCAAAAGAUGAUAUUGCCACUCUUCAUUCUGCUCUUUUAGUGAGUAAGGCAUGGUGUAAUGUAGUAGUCAGCAUUCUGUGGAAGCAUCCAUUUGCGCUUGCAGCCGAUUUGCCUUCACAUCACAAGAUCAUCUCCGUGCUCUAUGAAAGCUUAUCUGACGAAGCAAGAGAGUCCACUAAAAUCGAUAUACCAUCGCGAAAGAAGAAUCACACGUUCUCGUACCCUUGUUUUAUUAAGGAAUUGGAUUUUGAGAACCUGUACGAUUUGGCGUUGACUUGGCGAUGUGUUGUCGAAGAGUCUAGAUUACGGGCAUGGUAUAAAUUAUAUCAAUUGGAUGAAGCAGAUGUAAAAGACAAGAAGUAUUCCAAGUUAUUGCAAGCUCUUGAAUAUGGAUGGGCUUAUGAGCAAGAUGGUGAUGAUGACGAUGACAAUGCGAGUUUACUUGCCGCCGGUAAUUCGAACAUGGAAAAAUGGUUCAGUGACGAGGAGUUUUUGCGUGAUUACAUAAGUGGUGAGCUUGGGCUUGGAGAUGUGACUGAAGAUGAAUAUGAUUUUGAAAAUGGAUCU
Molecule: messenger RNA, 618 nt
Organism: Paraglomus occultum
Lineage: Eukaryota; Fungi; Glomeromycota; Glomeromycetes; Paraglomerales; Paraglomeraceae
Source: the annotation of a GenBank genome assembly